AUGGGUCGGAAAUUCACCGCCUCGUUGCUUGCUCAGUUCCUUGCGAUUCGGAGGCUGAGCCUAGCACCCUCGCUCAAAGAUUCAUCAACAUGUGCCGAGUACGAGUCAUCUCCCGGUGUCCUCAGAGGAUUCUGCAGCCGCUGCGGCUCGUCCUUGAGUUACCGAAGCCUCAAGUAUCCAGAAGUAGUCGACGUCUUCAUCGGCUCCUUGGAUGAGAAGUGGCUUUCUAAUCAUACGGCUGUGGCGAAAAUACUUGCGACUCCUAGUGGAUACCAUGCUUGGCUUCGCAAUCUCAUACCGGGAAUAACAGAUCUUCUCAAGGGCUGUCCUGGAUACGUGGAGGGAGCUUCCUCCGAGUUGAAAGCCAUCACAAGUACCACUCCUUUGUAG
Messenger RNA from Metarhizium acridum CQMa 102, 390 nucleotides. RefSeq lists its product as uncharacterized. NCBI's taxonomy places the organism in Eukaryota, Fungi, Ascomycota, Sordariomycetes, Hypocreales, Clavicipitaceae. The record is from RefSeq and is a predicted model, not a curated record.